UCUUGCUGGGUGUGGAGGACACUUUUCAGAAUAAUAUGCUUCUCCUUUCUCUCACUUCUCAUAUUUUGCUCUUCUUGGUAAAAGGUUCUUAUCCUUUCUUCUACAAAGUACUACUGAAAAGGAACAUGAAAGCACCACUUCUACUUCAUUUACUUUUCCAAGUUGUUCUGCUCUAUGAUGCUUUGGGAUGGGAAGUGAGAAUGCCGAAAGAUAUUCAUGGUCUCCAAGGUUCCUGUUUGGUCAUACCAUGUUCUUUCAGCUACACAUCAAACCCACCUGAAAACCCACGUAGAGUUGUGUGGUAUCAGUGGGUCUCUAGAGGUUAUCCUUUAGUUUACGAUCCUUUGCAUGAAAACAACGUCAUUAAGAAGUUCAGAGGAAAAACUGAUUUAUAUAGUAACUCAAGUAGGGAUUGCACUCUGCUGAUCAAAAACCUGGAACUGUCCCACCAUGGAGAAAAAUUAUAUGCAUGGAUCGACCCUGAAAACAUUGGGUAUAGCACCUACAAAUUUUAUGAUGUCACUUCUACAAUCCUUGUCAAUGAAAGUCCACAGCAACCCAGCAUCAAAAUUUUUGGAGGUGACAGGACAGGUGACGCCAUCACAGUAGUAUGUUCAACUUUCCACACGUGUCCAUACAGCAAACCAACCAUCACUCUGAACGGUAUAGAAGGAUCUGAUCAAAUAGACAAUGAGCAUAUUAAAGAUGGCCUGUGGAAAAGCACUCUGACACGCACAGGUGUCGUAAAGACAGUACAUUCGAUUAUUGAGUGUUCAGUAAAACAUUAUGGUGGAAUAACUGUGACAGCUACAAAAGAUAAAAGUGCUAAAUGUGUUCAUCAUAACAUAUCGAUUGAGCCUGAACUGGCAGAUGUCACCGAGGGCAUCGCAAAGAACUUCACUUGUAGCGUCUACCAUUCCUGCCAGAAUGAGAAUCCAAACAUCACAUGGAACUAUGAGAACAUGCAGGUCACGGAGUGGAACAAAUCACUUUCUGCUUUAGAUCAGAUCAGCUAUUCUAGCAUAACCUUUCUGGGGGCAAGAGAAGACCAUGGCAAGAAAUUGAUAUGUAUGACAAAAAUUUCUGGAAGAGACAUUACGGCAUCUGUUGUCUUAAAUGUGCAAAACCCAGUGUUUAUUGGACUCAAGAUUACUGGUCUUUAAAUCUUAACACCGUCACUUGUGUUCCUUCUGGCUUGUAUCCUUGUUGUAGUCAUAUUCAAGAAGAGACAAAGGUCAAAAGAUGUAAGUCCAGAGUCAGGAAAAAAAAACCUUUCUCCAAACCUCAAAUGCCCUCACCAAAGAGUGAUCCAAAAUCCCACUCAGAUUAUGAUUAUGAAGCUGAUUACAUCAACGAGGAAGUAGGCAACAUCUAUGAAAAUGUCUGAUGAAAAAGCUACACGAUCAAAACCAAAAUGCAUUUCACUAUAGUGUUUAUAAGAAGACCAAAAAUGUCAGACUUUAUUAAUAAUAAAACAUUUGUCAUGCAUAUUAUGUAGCAUCAGGAUAUUAUGCGUUAUAACACAAUAUAUAACAUACUUUUUAUAAUAUAUGCAUUUAUCUUUGGAAUAUAAAAUCCUUCUGAAGUAUCUGAAGUAUCACUCCGAAUUAUAUAUGUAACCCUGGGCCACAAAACCAGUCUUAAGUUGCACGGCAAUAUUGUAGCAAUAGUCCAAAUUAUUGAUUAUUCUUUCAUGCCAAAAAUGAUCAUUAGGAUAUUAAAUAAAGAUAAUGUUCCAUGAAUAUAUUUAUUAUUAUUAUUAUUAUUAUUAUUAUUAUUAUUAUUAUUAUUAU
Molecule: messenger RNA, 1793 nt
Organism: Carassius carassius (crucian carp)
Lineage: Eukaryota; Metazoa; Chordata; Actinopteri; Cypriniformes; Cyprinidae
Product: sialoadhesin-like
Exons: 9
Coding region: 36-1163 (375 amino acids)
Source: RefSeq, a predicted model, not a curated record